Morone saxatilis (striped sea-bass) is the source of this 3234-nucleotide messenger RNA. It is a transcript of the gene hbs1l, whose product is annotated as HBS1-like translational GTPase. The record is from RefSeq and is a predicted model, not a curated record. The transcript is spliced from 18 exons. Lineage: Eukaryota; Metazoa; Chordata; Actinopteri; Moronidae. Gene Ontology annotation, biological process: translation. Gene Ontology annotation, molecular function: GTP binding; GTPase activity. The coding region runs from base 129 to 2234 and encodes 701 amino acids.
CGCUGCUCGUCACACAGCAGCAGCAGCGGCGGCGGUGACGGCAGCCGGGCAGUGAGACACAUGUCACAACAGUCUGUGAACCGAUAAACAUUUACCCUGGGGGGCCGAGAGAAGACACAUAAGCAAAAAUGUCUCGGCACAGAAAUGUUCGAGGUUACAACUACGAUGAAGACUUUGACGACGACGACAUAUAUGGGCAGUCUGUAGACGAUGACUACUGCUGUAUAUCACCAGCAACAGCGAAUCAGUUCAUCUACUCCCGUCAAGAAAGGCAAGCACCAAAAGAGGAGCCUUUAGAAGAGGAGGAAUAUGAAGAUGAGUCUGUACCUAUGUCCCCUACAAUCAACCACGACCUCGACCCUCUUGAUCAAGCCAAGCUGUAUUCCUGCUUGGACCACAUGCGGACUGUGCUGGGAGAUGCAGUGCCAGACUCUGUCCUGACCCAGGCAGCCAUAAGAUGUGGGUUUGACCCACAGAAGGCACUGGAUGCAGUCCUGUCUGAAGACACCAAGACAGCCGCAGUUACCAAAAGUACCAGCGAAGAGACGACUUCCAUAGCAAGAGUUAACCAAGAGAAAGCACCGCUUCCACAAAGAACCAAACAAGAGGCCGUGGCUGAGAAAGCUAAAAGCAGAGAUGUGUCUCACAAUAAACUGGACUCUGAAGUGGUUCCCAAAGUGGCCCGCAUGACCGUCUCUGGCAAGAAGCAGACCAUGGGCUUUGAUGUUCCCAGCACAGGGGAGAACGGUGUGGUGACUGCUUCACUACGCCGGGGUGGCAGCCCUGAAAACGCCACCCCGGCCUCAGACACCACAUCCAAACGCCCUGAGACUCCAUCCAAAGGGUCAAAUGGAGAUGAGCCCUCCACUGUUCCCACUCCAGGCCGCUCCUCUGGAAAGGCCCGGCAGACGAUCAAUAUCAAGGCUGAGCUGGAGAAGAGGCAGGGCGGCAAACCUCUGUUGAAUUUAGUGGUUAUAGGCCAUGUGGAUGCAGGUAAAAGCACACUGAUGGGGCAUCUGCUUUAUCUGCUGGGAAACGUCAACAAGCGCACCAUGCACAAGUACGAGCAGGAGUCAAAGAAGGCCGGAAAAGCUUCCUUCGCCUACGCCUGGGUCCUGGAUGAAACUGGCGAGGAGAGGGACAGGGGUGUGACAAUGGAUGUAGGCAUGACCAAGUUUGAGACAAACUCUAAGGUGGUGACCCUAAUGGAUGCGCCAGGACACAAAGACUUCAUCCCCAACAUGAUCACAGGAGCUGCACAGGCCGACGUGGCGGUGCUUGUGGUGGACGCCAGUCGUGGAGAGUUCGAGGCAGGCUUCGAAGCGGGUGGUCAGACCAGAGAGCAUGCCCUGUUGGUGCGUUCACUUGGUGUCACCCAGCUGGCUGUAGCUGUCAACAAGAUGGACCAGGUGAACUGGCAACAAGAGCGUUUUCAAGAUAUCACUUCCAAACUUGGCCAUUUUCUCAAGCAGGCAGGUUUCAAGGAGUCUGAUGUUUUCUACAUCCCUACCAGCGGCCUGUCAGGAGAGAACCUCACCACCAGGAGUUCAGUGUCACAACUUACCUCUUGGUAUUCUGGUCGCAGCCUGCUUGAGCAGAUUGAUGCCUUCAAAGCCCCUCAGAGGUCUGUAGACAAACCUUUCAGACUGUGCGUCUCAGAUGUGUUCAAAGACCAGGGUUCAGGCUUCUGUGUAACAGGGAAGAUUGAGGCCGGGUAUAUUCAGACUGGAGACAGGAUACUGGCUAUGCCUCCCAAUGAAACCUGCAAUGUCAAAGGUAUAACCCUGCAUGACGAGGCUUUGGACUGGGCUGCAGCAGGAGACCAUGUCAGCCUGACAGUCACCGGCAUGGACAUCAUCAAGAUCAACGUGGGCUGUGUGUUCUGUGAUCCGAAGGAGCCUAUUCGAGCCUGUACUCGAUUCAGAGCCCGAAUCCUUCUCUUCAAUAUCGAGGUCCCCAUCACGCAGGGAUUCCCAGUAUUGCUGCAUUACCAAACAGUCAGUGAGCCGGCCACCAUUAGGAAACUGAUAAGCGUUCUACACAAGAGCAGCGGUGAGGUCCUCAAGAAAAAACCAAAGUGUUUGAGUAAGGGUAUGAAUGCCAUCGUGGAGAUCCAGACCCAGAGGCCGGUGCCAUUAGAACUGUACAAGGACUACAAGGAACUGGGCCGCUUCAUGCUGCGAUAUGUGGGCUCCACCAUUGCUGCGGGGGUUGUCACUGAGAUCAUAAAAUGAAGAGCACAUGGACACAGAGCCAGCCAGGCUUGCUCUGGAGACUGCAUGCAGCCAGAGACGAAGUGCAAUUCCUCAAGAGACUCAGAGCGUCACAUUCAUUCAUCCAUCCAUCCAUCCAUCCAUCUUUCUAUCCAGCACAGCAGCUGCUACACCUGACAGCUCUGAUCAACACUAACUUAACUGCACAGAAAUCCAACCAUGUGAGGCAGGAUGCUGAGCGUCCUUCAAACAGGCACAUUACCCAACUACCCCUACUACACACAUCCUGUCUGACCCUUCGUCAGUUAGUAAAACCCUGUUGCUCUCAACUCACCAUUUGCUAAAGCCAAAUCAAUAACAUAGACAAUCCUAACACGCUGAGAUUUCCACAGUGAUUAAUUUCACUGUACUCUCAUUGAAGGAGCUACGGAUUAUUUAUCUUGGCUGAAAAAGAAAGAAUCCUGGUGGAGCAACCAGUGCAGAUAGUUUAACUGGAGCUGUUAAUAUAAAACCAUUUGCUUUUUGCUGUUAACAUAUGGCUGGGAUUUACUAACAUUUUCCAUAAUAAGGCUGUCUUAUUCAAAACCGCUGACCUGAAAUUACAAAAUUUUAAAUUUAGACAGAAACGAAAGAAUGCACGAGUUAAAGGCAAAACCUUUUAUAGUGUUUUAUUUUUACUUUAAGAAUGUUUGCAUCUCAGAUUACAUAGCUAAGGGGGCAAGGUCCACUCUAACCAGGGUAGAGUAGUUUGUGAACAAAAAAGGGAAGCUCAAAUGUUAAAAACGCCUCCCUCUGGAUAAAGAGACAGAAUUCUCGUUUAUGUUAACAAAUGAUACUUGAAAUGCUUCUACAGUAAAGCACCGGAAUUUGUUUGAAGUGCCGAUCUGUGUUUAUUUUUUUUCUAUCAAAGACUCAGCUAAGUGGAGGAGCUGUGUUUCUGUUUCUCCAUGUGUAAAUUCUGACAUGUUGGUUGAAGAUGGUGUGAAGGAAGAUGGCACAAAAAUGAACAUGACAUCAGCAA